Messenger RNA from Pocillopora meandrina, 8427 nucleotides. NCBI's taxonomy places the organism in Eukaryota, Metazoa, Cnidaria, Anthozoa, Scleractinia, Pocilloporidae. The record is from the annotation of a GenBank genome assembly.
AUGAUGCUGGCAGAGGGUUGGUUUAUUAAAAAAGGAGAAGAGCUAUUAUCUACUUUAAAAUCCGCGGCCUCACAGGAAGAGAGAGACGAAGCAAUUUAUACAUUUAUCGAAUGGAUGGAAUCCAGAGAUUCCUUAAGUAUUCCAGAAUUUGAUUCGAAUCUGGAGUGGCUGAACUGCAAAAAUUCAUUGUUCUUCAAAGACCAGCUUCACGGAAAGUUAUGUGUCUUGGAUUUCUUUACCUAUUGUUGCAUAAACUGUAUGCAUAUCCUACCAGAUCUGGAGGCACUGGAACACCUUCAUUCCGAGAAAGAUGGCCUUGUCAUACUCGGUGUUCAUUCGGCGAAAUUUGAGAACGAAAAAUCGUCCACAAACGUAUUAAGUGCAGUGUUACGGUACGAUAUCAGACAUCCCGUGGUAAAUGAUUCCGAGGCAAAGCUGUGGCACUCUUUGUCUGUCCAGUGUUGGCCAACUCUAGUCGUUGUUAGUCCAGAAGGAAAAAUUCUUCUUAGUUUGGUGGGGGAGGGGCACCGAGAUCCGCUCUUACAAUUUGUGGGAACAGCUCUUAAAUACUACAAACAGAGAGGUACUGCAACAUUUUUUACAUUAAUUCUUUUACUUUCAAAACGUGUCAUCCACUAGUGAAAGGUCAGAAAGAGCUGAAUUGGAAAUGAAUCGUACUGAAUCAAGGAUUCUCGUUGCCAUAUAUGACAUUGCAAUUUUCCCCCAUGUCAUGCAUCGGAGAAAAAAACCCAACACACUAACAAACAAUCAUAAAAUAAUUUAGAAAACAAAAAGGAAGGUUUGGAACAUUCACCCCUGAAGAUCAUAAUUUCCCAUACUGCAUUAGUAACACUUUGAGUUGGUUUUUUCUAUGGCUAAAAUACAACUUGUAUCGUUGAAAUCUGUCAACAUUUUUCCUAGAUUAGUUAUUUAACCUUUUAUAACCUCAAAAGUCACAUAAUCGCACUCAGGUAUCCGUUUGUCAUGAUAAGUGAUAUGCUUCUUUGGUGGAAACUCUCUCUUCUCAGUAUUUUCUUCCCACCAAUCUAUUGCAUAUUACCCAGCACCUUAUUCUUGUAGGAAAAGUAAAAGACCAUUCCAUUGGCAUGUCUCUGGUCAAAGACACUCUUCCACAGACAAGUCUCUCAUUUCCUGGAAAGGUAUCCAUGGACAAAAGAGGAGAAAGAUUGUUUGUGGCUGACACAGGACACCAUAGAAUCCUUGUAAUUAGCAAAGAAGGAAUUAUUUUAAAUGCAAUUGGAGGAGGAGAAAAUUUUGAAGCUGGAUUUGUUGAUGGAUCAUUUCAAGAAGCUAGAUUUCAUUCACCACAGGGAAUAGCCAUUGAACAGGAAAUAAUUUAUGUUGCUGAUACAGAGAAUCAUGCCAUACGACAGGUAAGUGAUAAUUUUCAAAGAACUACUUUUUGUUUUCAUUUAAUAUUUUCUUCUCAUGUAAUGUUUUGGAUCUUAUCUUUGAUUUAUGAUUCUGGGAUGCAAUUCCUAACUCAAAGUUACAACUGUUUAUGAGAUUUCUUUGGGAUAAACUUUUGAACAAAUUUAUGUUCAAUAUGUUUUUUCAGAUUGAUCUUGAGAAAGGAAUGGUCACCACUAUCGCUGGCGAUGGAAAGCAAGGAAGUGACAAGGAAGGUGGAAACACUGGAACAUCACAAAGCAUCAGUUCACCAUGGGAUGUCCUUAUUGGCCCAUCACCUGGUUUGUUUUCAAUCUCUAAGAUGUAGAUAUUUUUACUGACCUAUUUGUUCUGUUUUUUUGUUGUUGUCUUUUUUUUGUCAAUGAUUACGGUAUGACAGCCCAAUGCAACUGAUAUUUGAAAGUCUCAUAUUGGAAAAUACAAAUUUGUGCCUUCAGUGUUCUGAGGAGCACACCUUUAAACUAGCAUUUAGGCAAAGACACUUUUAAAGACAGUACGGUUUUUUUGAGGUCUGAAUCACACUUUCCUGCCAUUCAUUAUCUAAUUUACUUAAGUAAGCUCUUCACAUGAACAUGUACUAAUUUUCCACAAACAUUAAGGUAAAAAUUGGUUGCAGCUAUUCCUCUUGCCUUGAUUUAGUGAGUCUGUGAUACUGUUGCUCUAGCAAUCUGAAGAAGAUCCUUUUUUGGAUUAUUCUAAAGACGUCAAGUGUUCAGCGUGCUAGCAUUUCAUUGCCUUCUCUUUUUGUUUGAUACCCAACCCAUGGUGUUCAAAGUAUGAAAAUGUGCUGUUGCUAAGAAAUCCUUUUUCCCUGUUUUUUGUUGUUUUUUGUCAUUUCCUUUAUUUAUCUUUUUUUAUCAACAUGUACUUCCUUCUUCACAUGCUGGGUUUCCCUUCUUCAAUAUACCUGGUUUUUUGUGUUUUGUAAUUUAAUGACCCUUUGUAGUUUCUUAUAAUUGUUUUUUUUUCUUUUUGCAGGACCUACCAAUGCAGAGGAUGGAGAUGUUAGAGAUGUUUUGUACAUUGCCAUGGCAGGCACACAUCAAAUAUGGGUGCUUUACCUUAAGGACAGCACAUGGUUAAAAGGGAGGUUAGUAAACAUGUUAGUCAACUGUCAUUUGUUUGUUCAUCCAUUGACAGUGGUUAAUUGUUACAUUGGUUGAAUCGUUUGUUCUUCCACUCAUUCUUUUUUGUCAGUUCUUUUAUCAUGUGUUGCCACAGUCAAAUUAUGAUUUUUGAAGCAACAGUAACCCCUGAUUUCUUUCUCUAACAUCACCAAAAGUAAGAGAUGAAUUAAGGAGACCUGUGGGGCUAGUAUGUUUGGUUGUGCUGCUGCCAGAUUUAGGAAUCUGAUUCUGUUAAUAAUUCAGUUAACUUUCCAUCAAUUUUCUUUCAAUUUGUAAAAGUAGACUUUGAUGAGACAUUUAAAAAGUAACUCUUACAUUGUUAAACUUAAGUUUUAUGUCACAUGUUAUGUUCAUGUUCAUAUUGCGUUUAUAUGUAGACCCCUUUAAAGGUGCUAUUGAGAAUGAUACACUUUUGGUACAGGCACAUCAUCAUCAAAACUGAAAUGAUUCCAUACAAAACUUGUAAUCCUUUAAUAAAUUUCUCAAAACAUGAGUGAUAGUCUGCUAAAAUCAUAGCUAGUCCCCACCCCUACAUACGCUGAAUGAUCCAUAUAUACUGAAUGAUUCACGCUUGAUGUCCCAGUUCAUGCUUCAAUGUCCAAAUCAGUUAAAUUCUCUCAUUUCCAAUGCUUCCAUACAUGUUAUGUAUGGUGCAUAUGAAAAUUUUCACGUAUCAUUUCAUGGAUAAAAUUCUAUAAUUUUAUUUGUUUUCCUGUAUAUUCAUCUGAAGAUUCUUUCAUUGGUAAGUCAUUUUUGUCAGUCUUAUAAUAAACAAUCUUUUACUUAUUGUGUUUCUAAUGCUUCUUGGUAUAAUUUCGUUAGUUCUCAAGUAAAAGGAACAUGUCUUCGAUUUGCUGGAAGUGGUGCAGAAGAGAAUCGUAAUAACAGUUAUCCCCACAAAGCAGCCUUUGCACAGCCUUCAGGCAUCAGUCUUGCAAAGGAAAAACCCUUCAGAUGCUUAUUUGUGGCAGAUAGUGAAAGCAGCAGUAUAAGGACAGUUGAUGUGGCCAGUGGUGCUACAAAGGCUCUUGUGGGAGCUGACAGGGAUCCAACAGUAAGUGAGAGGCACUUGAUACACGGAUAGGCUAAGAAAAAAAAACCCAUCCUCUGGAGUGAAUUUAACGUAUGACAUUACUUAGUUAUUAAUCGUGUGUUCUACCAGUGAGCCAGGUGGAAACGCGAAUGACUAUUCGUCUUGGGGUAAUUUUCGAUCGAGUGUCUCAAAAUACCGAAACCAAGGAAAUCACAACGCCAGUCAGAAGAAAGGGAAGUACCUUUAAGAGCCAAUGUGGAACUCAAAGCAAAAACCAACAAAACUGCCUAAAGCGCGGGAAAACGCGAGCGAGCAAGUCGCGAUUGGUUUGAGUUUGAAUCUGAUUGGUUGAGAGAGUGACGCGAGUUUUCUGGACCAAUCACAGGGUAAAGUAGACGAAAGACAAAACAAUCUCAGAUUACAAUGUACCUUCACCACUCAAUCGAAAAUUGCUCGAGUCCCAGUGGUUUUGGUUUUGCAGAGUGUGCAUGUACUGAAGCAAAACUAAGGCAACCAUCUGCAAUCCUGGAUUGUUUUAGAAGCCACUUUGUUACUCUGCUCCGAGUGGGAUCACCACCUUAUCAUGGUGGGGCAGUGUGACAGCCUUAUGCGCUGGCGCAACGAGCGACGAUGAUGAUGACUUUGUUUCUGUCCCUCAGGUCGUUAACACCUGCACCUUCUAGGAAUGAAUUAUAGGAUAAGGUGAUUUGGUUACAUCAAAGGUAUUCUUCUGUCUAGUGCAUGAUCAAUAAAACGUUGCGUUUCUCGUUUCCAGAAUCUUUUUGCAUUUGGUGAUCAGGAUGGUAAAGGUGUUGAUGUCAAGCUGCAGCAUCCCUUAGGAGUAGCUUGGAAUCCGCUGACACAGAGGCUGUAUGUAGCAGACUCGUACAACCAUAAGGUAUCCAAAUAUAUUUUAAACAGAGUUUGUUCUCCGUGGCAGUGCGUGGAUGAUUGCGCACUGUGACAUACGCUGAAUGAUCCAUAUAUACUGAAUGAUUCACGCUUGAUGUCCUUUUCUGCACGAGGUGGAAAAACUGUAGACUCGUCGAUUUUAAACUAGUCGUUUCCCUCGCAAAUGUACGGGAGUUUGCUUCUUUGGCGUGCGCGAAAGUCAUCAUACUUACAUGUAUGUGUACGAAAUUUCUGUAAAAAUGUUUUCUGACAGGUUAGGUUCGAGGGACAUAAAUGAGCAUCUGUGAUCACUUCAGCAUAACAAGCUUGGAUCAAUGUCAGUAUCUGAGCAAUUGCGCACAUACCCCUCCCCAAACCCAACAUUAACCCUAACUUGUUAUCAGUUGACUGUUGUUUCGUCAGAGGAGGGGUAAGUGCGCAUUUGCUCAGAUACUGACAUUUAUCCAGAAGCUUCACGCGUACGUGGUCCUUUCUUGAUCUUGAUUAUAUAUAGCUAUCUUGCUGCUCCGUUUUGAGUGACAUUCCAAAUUACUCUGGUAUUGACUGCUUUUCGAUAAUAUUUAUUGUACCGCUGAUCGCAUUAUUUUUCUGAAAACAAUUUUCUGAGAAAUUUGCAAAGCCGUCCUUCAACACCCUUUUUUGAUCCAAACUUAAAGCAAGCUCUUGCUGACGUGAAACCAACUCUUCCGAGCCUAAUUACAUGUUUGUCUUUAGAUUAAAGUUAUUGACCCAGCAAAGAAGACUUGUGAGACACUUCUGGGGUCUGGUAAACCAGGUCUGUCUUCUGAGCAGGGUGGGGUACAGUUCGACGAACCAGGUGGUUUGUGCGUCAGCCCGGAUGGACAAACGUUGUAUGUAGCAGACACUAACAACCACGCCGUCCGAGUUAUUGACUUGAAAACACUCUUAGUGUCGCAGGUAAGAGGCUAUAAAUAGUGUUCUAAGCUUGCUGUAGGCUAAAGGAAGUGAUGUUUAUGUUGUCGGGGAAAGAGUGGCCAUGACGUUUAUGAUGUGUGUGGUACGCUAAGAAGCAUUCACUCUCUCUGAUUAAUCAAGUGUAGUGUAGGUUUUCCCAUAUUGCGUCAUUUAAGUUUGACUCAGAUAUUUGAAAAGCGACAAAAUCACUCUACUGGUCUUGCAUAGUGACUCCUGUAACUGGUGGAGUCUUCAGCAAAAAUAAGGCAAUACAUACAGUAGGUAGUUUAGCAACCCGAUGAAAGUAAACUUGGCGCUACACAUUCAAAUUGUAUUACAUGUAUAUCGCACAUGGCAAGACGCGGCACUUCAGGUACAUGUAGAUGAAACGAAAUAUGAAACAGGAGAGAAUUCAGGCCGAUACUAUGAACAAGUACAGCGCACAUGUCUUUUUGUUUCACUGCAUUUAGUUUCUUCUCAUUGAAGACAAAUUUUUUGUCACCUAAGGUCGUUUCUUUAUGUAUAUUUUUUUUAUUAACUUACGGAAAGAUGUUUAUUAGAUGGAAUAAGAGUAGUAAUUAGAUGAAACAAUCUCAGGUAUCAUCAGGGGCCUUGAUUAAGAGUUUUAGAUCGUUUUGGUAUCCAGCAUAAUUCGGAUAACAGUCUGGAAUGGAGUUUGGUUAAGUUAGCACAGGUUGAAGUCAGUUGCAGAAAAUUCUGCUGAAAGAGAUGUUUUCCUUCGUAGUUAAAUAUUGUUGAACAUUCUAAACUUUCGAAAGACCGUGCGGUCGCCGGCGAGUCAAAUAAAGUGAGUGCGGUGGCGAAACGAUUAACGUCAAAAAGAACACCAAUCACACGCAAGGAACCCAUUCACGUGACCGGUGGAUCGUGCCUGGAGGUGAAACUGGGAAUAAGUCUUCCUGAAGGAUGUUACCUUACUAAGGGUGUGACAAGUCCUUGGCAAGUUAUGGCCUUUAAGCAGCAGGAAGGUGAGAAUGAAUAUUCUUUGAUGCCAUGUGGCUGUAAGAGCUUGUAAGAUCUGUUUGAAUUGUGAAUGAAUGAGGAAGUGAGCAGCUUGGCUUUGUGCGAGUAUACCUUCAGAGAAUCGUUUAUACGUGAAGCGGUUUUUUUAUUUCUAUACUUUCAAAGCUGAGGGAUUAAAUGGAAAUCGACGUACUAACGCUUCAUUACAAACAAAACCAUUACCCUCGGUAUACGGUACAGGAAGGAGAAUACUGCAGAUUGCUUGCUUUAAUGUCAAAGAAGUUUACAGAAAACCACUUCGUAAUGGCUAUUCUGUAUAUGGGUUUUCUUCCAGAUGAAGAAGUUAUCCAAGAGGUAUUCAAGUUAGAACCUUCAUCUGGCUCUAUAGGUGAAGGUUCUUUUCAAGCUCUGUGCAAAGUCCAGGUGCCAGAGGUAGACUGGGAACCAAAGACUAUUAUGAGGGUGAGUAUCUACAGUUUGUUUGACGUUAAGGUUGGCCUUGUAUCCUACAAGUGACAUUUUCUGUCAAAGUAAUGAAAGGAUCCGAUCAGCCAAAGAGCAAGUUCACGCUUCAUCUCACUUAAUUUUGAUGUUCUCUGGUUUUGGUCCUAUUAGAUCGAAGCGGUGAUUUAUUUCUGUGAACCAAGCGGGACAUGUAGAAUGGAGGGCUUGGUCUAUGAAGUACCACUACGCCAAACAAGUGGAGAUGGCGAGAAGCAACUCCAGAUAAGCCAUGUUUGCAAGCUUUAAGAAAUUAAAAAAAUUAAUAAAAACCACAUGCUUUCAAAGGAAGAAUGUAAUCGUUUGUCUCACGAUGUGGUCGCUUGGGACGUAGAUUGCGAGGUCGAUUGAGUGCGACUGAGUACGGUCAACCUGUAGGAGACCGGUACUAUGUAUUCGAAACUUUGCGAUCCGCAUCCAAAGUGAACUCAUCGUGAGAAAACGAUUACAUUUCUCGUUUGGAAGUGUUAUUUACCACGAUGACAAACCAAAACCUAUUUUACAAUAUAUAAACCACAUGGUUGUCAUCUGGCAAUAGAGUAAUGGGUUAUCUAAAGGUCUAUUAUCAGACUUUUGGAAAAUUACAGGAGGCUCUUCGACCUUAGGGAGCAAUCGGGUGUUCAUAUAGAGAUUUAUGUUUUUGUCUCUGUUCGUCCAUAACGAGAUAACCAUUACAGACACUGCUACUUUACUGGGGCAAGAUAAUGAAAACUUCUUCGACAGAUAACUGAAUGUUGCUUCGUUUAUUACAUUCAUGAUGAUUAAGAUCAAUUUGGUACAAAGGUGAUCUUGCAUCUUGCCAAGAUAAAAUGUCUGAUGAAGAAGUACUCUUGUUACUUCUGGCUACGUGUAGCAUAUUUUGGCAUCGAUAGGAAUUGUCUUUUGUGUGAAAUUAAAAAACAAUUAGAAAAUAUUUUUUUGUGGGCAAGUCAAUCCCACGAGUAACUGCGUCAGUUACUACUAAUGUUUUCACAUGAGAAAUGCAGGUAUAUUUUUGAUAAAGAUGUAUUUUUGUUACUUAAGGUAUUAAAAAUAGUAUUUUGCGGCUGAUAGGCAAUAUGUUACAAAUUAAAUUGGAAAAAUUGGGAUAGGUAUUUUUUCGGGCAGGUCACUGCUGUGGUUAACUGGGUUAAUAGAUGUUUUGGGGUGCGUUUUAUUAUAAUUGAGAUAAAACAAAUGUAUAAACAAUAUUUUGACGUUCAUGGGAACGGUCGUGCUUGAUAAAAUUAUGAAUAAGGAAAUAUUGACGGCAAUAUGUUUCCAUGUAAAUUAACCAGAGUAUUUGGUGGUUUAUCAAGUUAUCAUUCUUUGGCUGACAAUUUUUCAUUUAUUUUUCAUUUCCCGCGACAUGGAAACAAUUGGAAAACUUCUUAGGAACUAAAAAAGACUUGAGCUCUUUCGACCAUCGAUGGCUUCUUUUCCUUGAAGAGAAAAAUUUAGGUUAAAGUGAAUUCAAAUCGAUGCUGCAAUUCAUAAUUAUUUGUAUAUAGGAUAACACUUGUUGUAGACCGCAAAUAUAUAGCU